AUGGAGACCAUAGAUUAUCUUCCGUGGCGAUACGAUCACUGGGAGAAGAAGCCCUGGAAGUUGGAAGCGCAUGACAAGCAUGUUCUAGUGUCGAUAUAUGAAGACCACACAGGAGUGCGAUUUGUUCGAAAGGCAAUGUGCGAUGAAGACAUUCCCGGAUUGUGUGAGCGCACGGCGUCGGUACUGCCUAAUAUAAAGUGGUCCUUGGAAUUGCUCAUGACACAAGAGACUCUUGCCGGCGAAGUUCGCCUUCCUGUCCCUUAUUCUUUGACUGCUGUCAAAGCUCUUCACUCGUACUGGAAUAUCCCGUAUAACUACAUCCCUAGAUGCAAAUCUUUAGAGACGGUAGACAUGAGCUUUUCUCCUGUCAAAAAUGACAGUGCCUGGAAAGGUAUCACUCUGGAUUUUGGUUCCAUUAUGUCUACAAUGACUUAUAAUAGCGCAAAUCAUCGAGCAUUCAGCAUUUGCCUACUGGGGCACGCAGAGGACGGUAGGCGUCUCGUGCGACGUCUCGAACGCAACCCCAGUUUCGCAUCGAACCCCCUGUUUGCACCAGUGAUCAUGGCUUCUCUAGUAGUACAUGAUCUUCGACUUGUAGCCUCUGAAACAUAUAUCGAUUGUUCGGAGAUCGAGUCGAAACUAGGCUACUGGACGAACGAUUUCGAGAAAAGUGUAGAAGAAGAGCUGGAUUUUACGCGGAUGCCGCAGUCUCUGAACAAGAUCGCAAUCCGAACUGUAAAUGACGAACAAUGGGGCUCUUCGAUGACUUCUUCGCUCAGUUGUCUGGGAGAGCAGCUUCAAGUAUGGGGCAGUAAACUCUGUCCCGGAGUUGGCGUCGAGUUGCAAGAGCAAGUUAGGUACUUACAGCAAUGUACCGCGUCAUGCGCGGCCUUAUCUCAACGGACGAAAGAUGGCGUUCAGUUCAUGAUACAAACGGUGUACGCAACCCUCCAGCAAAAGGACAAUCAACUCAACCAUCGCUACGGUGCCGAUAUGCGACUUAUUACCGCCAUAACUCUCAUUUUCCUUCCUGGCACUUUCGUCGCAACUUUCUUCAGUACCACGUUCUGGGACUUUUCACCUGACAACAGAGGCGCGAAAGUGACUUACUGGGUAUAUCUAUACUUCGUGGUCACGAUAGGACUGACGCUCUUGGUGCUCAUGGUAUGGAGGAAAUUUGCUGCGCUCAAGAGAUCAAGUGUGAAGAUGAUACAAGUAGGGCGCCGGGUCCCUGUGCUGCGGAGACUGAUAAGAGAAAAGAAAAUGGAUGAUGAAGAGUCAGGGAAGAAGGGCGAUUGA
Alternaria atra is the source of this 1299-nucleotide messenger RNA. RefSeq lists its product as uncharacterized. The transcript is spliced from 5 exons. The record is from RefSeq and is a predicted model, not a curated record. NCBI's taxonomy places the organism in Eukaryota, Fungi, Ascomycota, Dothideomycetes, Pleosporales, Pleosporaceae. The coding region runs from base 1 to 1299 and encodes 432 amino acids.